CAUCCUCCAUUGCUGACUGGCUGCACAAGGCUGACCGGACAGGUGCAACAGCGUUUUCAAGCAGCAGGAAGUAUCCGAGGAGGAAGAAAUAGGCUGAAGCUGGGAUGUCGUCUGUGUACAUCAAAGGAGGAGAGUGGAGAUGACAGUACUGGCCAGUGGCGGUGAAUUAAGCGUCUUGCAGAGCAACAGAGUCUCCUGACCGUGGCCAUUACUAGCGUGUUACCAUGGAGAUAGUGGUAGCUAAGAUCCUGUGCCUGCUGGGUGUGUUUGCGCUCAUGCUCGGGGGCAUCCUGGUGCCCGUGAGGGUGAUGCGAGUGGACAGCGAGAAGGCCCAGCGGUACCGGAGAGCCGUGGCCUUUAGCAACGCCUUCGGAGGCGGAGUCUUCCUGGCCACCUGCUUCAACGCUCUGCUGCCGGCGGUCAGGGAGAAGGUGGAGGAGGUGCUGAAGGCGGUGAAGGUCAGCACGGACUACCCUCUGGCCGAGACCAUGAUGAUGCUCGGCUUCUUCCUCACCGUGUUCGUGGAGCAGGCUGUUCUGACCUUCCGGAAGGAGCGGCCGUCUUUCAUCGACCUGGAGACGUUCAACGCGGGCGGCUCAGAGGCCGGCAGCGACUCGGAGUACGACACGCCCUUCAUCGCGCCGCCCCGCGGGGGGGCAGCGCCGGGGCACGGGCACCACGGGCACUUCAGUCCGGCCGAGCUGGCCCGCGCCGGCCCUCUGCGCCUCGCCAGCCUGGUCCUGGCGCUCUCCGCCCACUCCGUGUUCGAGGGGCUCGCGCUGGGCCUUCAGGAGGACGGCGCCAAGCUGGGCAGCCUCUUCAUCGGCGUGGCCGUCCACGAGACGCUGGCAGCGGUGGCGCUCGGGGUCAGCGUGGCCAAGGCCGGGCUGCCCAUGCGGGACGCCACCAAGCUGGCGGUGACGGUGAGCCUGAUGAUCCCGGUGGGCAUCGGACUGGGCAUGGGCAUCGAGACGGCGCAGAACCUGGCGGGCAGCAUCGUGUCGGUGGUGCUGCAGGGCAUGGCGGCCGGGACCUUCCUCUUCAUCACCUUCUUCGAGAUCCUGUCGCGCGAGCUGGAGGACAAACACGACCGGCUGCUCAAGGUGCUCUUCCUCAUCCUGGGCUACGGCAUCCUGGCAGGCCUCGUCUUCAUCAAGUGGUGACACACACACACACACACCAGCACAUCCAAAGGAAAUACUUGUUGGUGUUACCGCAAGGCAGCUGGCCUCUUUAAAUUAACCAAGGACGGAGUGAGGCGGUCAGAGAGGAGAUUUAACCCCUAUGACCCCUAUGACCCCCCUUGCCUGCUGUGUCUGCUCCAGUAUGAAGUUCGCCUAAUGAUGUCUCAUGAAGGAAGCCAUGUCACACACUAUCCUCUCUUUUCGCUCUUUUCUAACAUGCUGUUUGUUUACAAAAGUCAAACACUAAAACCCUUGCAGGAGAACUCUACAGGAACCCUUGCAGGAGAGGGCAUAUCUGAGAAGAACUCUACAGGAGAACUCUACAGGAACCCUUGCAGGAGAGGGCAUAUCUGAGAAGAACUCUACAGGAGAACUCUACAGGAACCCUUGCAGGAGAGGUAAAAAAAACUCUGCAGGAACCCUUGCAGGAGAGGGCACAUCUAAGAAGAACUCUGCAGGUGUCUGGAGUACAUAACUGGCACAUAACGUGCAUUCAUGUGUGGGCCUGUAAAGAAGCAUUUAUGAGAUGGUCGAUGGUCUACUGUUGCAGAGCACUAGAACUCUAGCAUAGGGAGAAGUGUAAUAGCCAUCUUUUAGCAUACUGUGCACUGUUAUUGAUGUAUGUUGGCAUUAUUUACCAGUAGAUGUUUUGUUUAAAAAUGUGGAUAAUCUACAGUACUGUCCUAAUGUGUUGCUCAGAUUACAGCAGAAAAGUUAGUUCAUCAAUAAUCUUUCAGAUAUGAUUGGAAGUGCCUAUUAGCAGGAAAGCACACUAAAUUAUUUAUCUGCCAGAAAACUCAACUUGAACCGCAGGAAUCGAUUGGUAACUUUGCAAUCUGUUACAAUCAAUCUGCUGCGUCUCAGGUCACGCCUUUUACUAUUAAAUGUGACUGAAGGGGUUCCGUUACUUGAGCUACAGCUCUCUGUAAUACACUGUUAAUGAAAGCCAGUCACACUGUCAAAGCUCCCUGCUAUGUAUGUAUGUAUAGGGGAAUGUCUGCUUUGGUUUUUAAAGUGUAUUGUGCCGUGUUAAUAUAGAGUUAUGUGGAGUUUAUAAGGAUAUAUAAAUGCUGUACGCUGGCUAGAGUUUCUAUAAGGAUAUAGAAUGCUGUAUAAGGAUAUAGAAUGCUGUAUAUAUAGAAUGCUGUAUAAGGAUAUAGAAUGCUGUAUAAGGAUAUAGAAUGCUGCAUAAUGCCAGUGCCAGUAGAUCCAGCUCGUCUGCAGAGGUCCCCUUACAUAACCACGUAGUGGCAGGAGCCUCUAGUUAAAGUUGUUCACUUUGAAAGUGACAGAAGACUACAAAGGAUAAUUUCUGAUCCUUGAUCAUAAAAAUAUGACACAUUUGUGUAACUUUAUUAUUUUUGUAAGUGAGCACAUUGUACGAUUAUUUGGGCUUUUAUGUUGUUUGAUCAGCUUUGUUUUGAUUGACUCCACUGUAUGUCUGCUAUCCAGGACUGUUUCAGGAAAAUAGGGAUCUUUAGUUACUUCUCAUUGCUAUUGUUACUUUUAAUAGUUAAAUGUCAGUUUUGUCUUACAGUAAGCCUGUGGAUCAGUUGAUCCAUGUUUUGCCACCCAACUCUACUCAAUCCCACGGCCUAUACCACUGUACCCAGGGCCUAUACAGUGUCAGAGAUGGGAUUCCUUCCUUUAUUCCUUUAUUUACAGAGAAAUUAAAUUAUAAUUUAACUGUUACAAAGUGUAAAUCAACCAAAUAUUUAAGGUUUGAAGAAUAUUAUUUGAAGGAUGUCUUAGUUUAGUUAUAUUUUAAAAGUCAUAUUUUAUAUCCAACUGGGUUCAUAAAUGAAGUGUAAAGUAUUAUAAUUAUUGUCUGUAUACAUAAAUAAAAUAUUAAUUGUAUUCCA
Molecule: messenger RNA, 3046 nt
Organism: Alosa alosa (allis shad)
Lineage: Eukaryota; Metazoa; Chordata; Actinopteri; Clupeiformes; Clupeidae
Product: zinc transporter ZIP3-like
Exons: 3
Coding region: 225-1163 (312 amino acids)
Biological process (GO): zinc ion transmembrane transport
Cellular component (GO): plasma membrane
Molecular function (GO): zinc ion transmembrane transporter activity
Source: RefSeq, a predicted model, not a curated record